UUGCUGGGAAACGAAGCUGGUGCUUCCCUGGACAAUCAUUUGAAGCUGGCUAAGAAGUUUCUAUCAAGUGGGCACUUAGCAGAUGCUCUCGCCCAGUACCACGCUGCAUUGGGUACGUACUGUGUUCGUCAUUGCGGUUGCAUGUACUGUCGUCAGUUUUCAGAUCUGGAUUCGAACAGUUACUUGUCACUGUUUGGUCGAGCAACCGUCUAUCAGGCUAUGGGUAAGCCGAAUGCAGCAUUGUCUGAUUUGGACAAGGUUGUGAAAUUAAAGCCCGAUUUUUCGGCGAUUUCGAAGGGCGUACAAGCGGAAGUGGCCGCCAACAAACUAGCUUUAUUGCACUCCGUACGCCAGAAUGUUGUCGACGCUGACUCCUUCUUGAACAAAGGUGAUUAUGAAUCCGCCGAAAAGAUGUACUCCAAGAUUCUUGAAGUUUGCAUAUGGAAUGCAGAAGCCCGUAUGAAGCGCGCCCAGUGUUACGAAAACAUGGGCGAUUUAUCAAGGGCUGUUGCAGACAUCAGAUCAUCGGUGAAAUUCUUGGGUGAUAGCGGAAAUAUCUAUCUUAAGCUAUCCGACUUAUAUUAUUUAAUGGGUGAUGUGCAGGAAGCUCGGAACCAAAUUCAUGAGUUUCUGAAGCUGGACCCGGAUAAUAAGGCCAGUCAUACGCGGUACAAAAAGUUGAAGGAAGUUCUCAAACUUGUAAAGGAGAUUGAGGGUGACAUUGACGGUCAAAGGUGGCAAAACUGUGUGAAUGCGGCCAAGAAAUUGUUGCAGGUUGAAACGUCCGUUCUGGCAGUGAUCAUGAUUGGCAAAACGCAGCUGUGCAAAUGUAGCAGUCAGGCUGAAAUGACGGCAGAUGCCAUCAAAAUAUGUACUGAAACUCUGGACGUAAAUCCUCGCCUGUUGAAUACUCUUUGUGACAGGGCCGAAGCGUACAUUCAAAAUGGUCAAUACGACAAAGCCAUAAAAGAUUACAAGGAUGCCCUUAAUAUCGACAGGAUUAACGAAAGGGCACGCAGUGGAUUGGAUAAGGCAGAAAGGCUUUUAAAGCAGUCCAAGCGAAAGGAUUACUAUGCAAUUUUGGGCGUAAAGCCUACUGCGAAGAGAAAUGAAAUUUUGAAGGCAUACCGUAAGCUUGCUCAAAAAUGGCAUCCGGACAAUUUUCGUAAUGGGGCAAAGAAGGAAGCCGAAGCGAAAUUCCUUGAUAUAGCUGCCGCGAAAGAAGUUUUAACCGAUCCAAAUAAGCGUCAGCAGUUUGAUUCGGGCAUCGACCCAUUGGAUCCGGAAAUGCAGCAGCAACAACAUGGCGGGCAUCCAUUUUAUGGAUUUCAGGGUUUCAAUCCUUUUGGCCAUGAUGGGCCUUUUACAUUUAAAUUUCAUUUUACAUGAUU
Messenger RNA from Soboliphyme baturini, 1391 nucleotides. The record is from the annotation of a GenBank genome assembly. Lineage: Eukaryota; Metazoa; Nematoda; Enoplea; Dioctophymatida; Soboliphymatidae.